AUGGAAGAGCCAGUGGAUAACGACAACAUUCCGCGGAUCCCUGGGUUGAACCUGGUUCGUGAUACGUCUUCAGCGGCUGCGCCGACCACUUCUGAAGGGCAACGUAUUAGCCGUCGAUCUGACAGGAUUCAGAAGCUCUUAGAAACGAUUCUUCUGACUUUCCGAUACGAGUUCGAGAGUCUCCCUGUUGAAGCUCAACAAGCAUACUCGCGGUUCCAACAGAACCAAAAUUAUGUCGAGUUUGGUGCCGCUCUAAAGCUGUUACUUCUAGAAGAGCGUCUCGGCACAUUCAUGAAAGGGUCUCCUGCAUUCUUACAUGCUGCCGUCGAUUUGUUCGCUAGCAGAUAUCCUCACUUGGGCCUCCGGGAACUUCUUGACGGGGUAGAAGGUCGCACCAAGGCAGGCCCGUCGAGGCCAAGAUCAUCUCGCCAGUCUUCCAGGUCUCCACGUCGUGCGAAAAAGGAAGCAUUGCGCAAAACCGAGGACCAGCAAGCUGGCGAGCCUUUGACCGUCCCCUCUAACGCAGCCUUGGCUAGAACCCUUACCGUGAGUGCGCGAAGCCGUCAGCGAGGUGGUGGGCAGCAAGAGUCACUAUCUUGGACCAGACUCGAGCCACGUCCUUUCGCACAACCUCCCCAAGACACCGCUGGCUCUUCGGCUGCGGUUCCUCCCGUCAAUGUUGAGCCUACCGAGUUCACCGAAACUCGGGAGCAGCAACAAGGUCAACCUGCCACUACUAGGAUGCCGUUGAUACCAGGUUUUACGAUUAGUACUCGGACUAGCACUGGAGCACCUGGAACUGAAGAGUCUCGCCGAGCCCAAAAUGAGGCUUGGCUCAAAAACUACAUCAAGUCCCGCGGUGGUCUCAAGCUUGACUUCCACCGUUAUCCCUAUAAGGGAUGGAAAAUUGAGCAGCCCAGAAUCCUUCUCCAUCGAGCCAAGAACUUUCUUGCUGAUGAGGACACUGACCGGACUUUGAACUGGGGCGAGAAAUUUGCAGAGUUGACCGAGUAUUUCUCAUACCUCCUUUACAAUUGGCAGGGCGAAGAUUGGGGCGCCGAGCUCCACGAAGUUAUUGAUAUGCUUCAUACGCACUGGAUCUUCGAGCAGUAUCACUAUGGCACGGCUAAGUUGAACCUCAGUUUCAAUGACGUGUGGCCGAAGCAGAAUAAGAGACGGCCUUCAAUUCCGAGUGCUGAGUUUGCUACUGAUGGUUCAGGAGACGACGACAUGAGCGAGCGAACUUUGCUUCUCAACCCAAUCCAGCCUGCCAUUGAUGUACACUACAAACUGCCUGAAAAUAUUCUCAAGAAGUAUGUCAGCGUAUACACAUCAGAAGUUCCAUACUUUUGGGGCUUUGCACCUGAUCCUCAAUCUCCACCCCACGAACUGGUCAAGAUCGAGAACAACGCUUUUGAGAAAAGCCUCUUCUCGGGGAUGGCAGCUACAGACAAGAACAUCAAGAAGGCCGAGGCCGAUUUCAAGAAAGAAGGCGACAAAGAGCAUUUCAGCACCAACGCAUUCAAUGCAUUUGCCACGCUCAGGGGAACUCAACGAGCAGCUCUUCAGCAAACUCUUCGCUUUAUGGAUAACGCAGAAAACCUUGAAGUCUGCAAUGUCUUCCGUACACUUGUUCUUCCUUCACCCAAGAUCCCGGAGAAGCCGGACGCGGGUAUCAUUCUCCCUGUCAUGCAGGUAGCUGAGGUUCCUAAGGGGGAGUCUCGUGACCCUUUUGGUUUCACCUUGGCACUCAAAUCGUUCACUGACUGGGAGCGUUACUGGGCAGAUCUUGUGCGUGAGCAUUCUGUCAAAGAGUGCCAUGGCCAUAAACGAUGGCUUGAGCGUAAGGCGCCUAUCAUGGAUCUGCCUCAAAACUGGAGAGGACCGAUUAAUCAUGAUUACUUGGACCACGAGAUGAAGAAGUCUUUGACACUUUUGAGAAGGUGUCAAACCCUACGGGAACGAAUCUCGCUCCAGAAGGAAAGAAAUCGGCGUCCCUUCUUGUCCAAUGUUUUCCACUUCUUGCUUGAAGGAAUCUCGGGCAUGCGAUGGGAGAAAACGGAAAUAGAGUUCCAAGGGGAAGACUUCGUGCCUGGCACCAAACAAUUGGCUCAUAUUCGACCUAAGGAAGAAGACUUCUUGAGACUUCUAGGCGACUACUCUAUUGAUUCAUCCACGAUACACCACAGCACCAGAGCUGAAUAUACCAGCCCUCGCUCCAAGAUUUUCGAACAAAGAGUUAUGAGAAUUCUGUAUGGAGAGGGUAUAACGGAUGUCCCAUGGUAUUCUUUCGACGACUUCCUGGAGGAGCUCAAUCGAGAUUGCUAUGGCCCUGUGAAGCACUGGAGAUUCUCCAGUGACGAAGCGGAGUAUGAAUUGGAUUUACUGGAGAAGAAAAACAUUAUUGAACGAGACGAAGAUGGGGGCGUGAGCCGUGCCAGAGCUGAUGUUCAUCCUGAACAUCGUGUCAGGUGGCUCGACACAGAUUGGGACCUAGAUGCAUUCUUGCGUGGCUUGGAACUCGGAGGUGAAGAAAACUCGGGCAAUACUAAUCCCAGUAAGGACGUUGAGUCGGACGUUGAUACCAUGUCAACCAAGAUCAGCAUCCCCGACUCCAAUGAUUUUGGAGAUUACAUGUUCGGACUACCCAAUAUCGAGAAACUCCGCACCUGGGAAGAGGUCGUUGACGGCGACAACGGGGCUAUUUUAGAAGAUCUUCCGAGAACCCAACAGUUCUUCAGACGCCUCUGUUUCCGACUUGGAAAAACCAUUCAUGACCUGAGCAAAAAGCGGGAGGUGUACAGGCGCCAACUUACUCGCGACCAGCGUGAGCGUAACCGCCAGUUUGUCCACGAGGUCACGCGCCUAUGGCACCUAGAUGCCGAGCAGAAAGCGUUUAUCAAGAGUGAGGAUCCCCCACUAGAGGAGAAAGAUAUCGUUGAGAUGGCAACGCAAGAGAAGAUUGCACCUUGUGGAGAGGAUUAUAUGGAUGUGAUUCGCAAGGGGAUCAUUCGCGAAGCAUAUGAAAACAAGAGCAUGCUGUUUCCAAACCGCAUCUAUCGUCACGUAGGCGAUAAAGGUAAGAUGAUAGAGGCGCCCCGUCGUCGUGAGCCGGUCUGGUCUUUUGCGCACCCUGAACGAAAGGGUAAGGCGCCGCGAUACUGGGACAUCAACCGCUGGCCUGUUCAUCUGCAGAGCGAGGAGACAGCCGCCAGUAUCAGAUCCUCUGGACCUCAAGGUCCCCCAAGUCGGAGGAGGAAAUCGACCAAGAAGCCAAAAGUCUCAUUCUCCUCCCCUUCUCCCCCAGGGGCUGAGCUGCAGCCUCAAGGUGAACAAGAGACACAGUCCAAACCAAAGGCACCUUCACCUGACGUUACUGAAGAGAUGGAUACAGAGGUGGAUACAUCUGGCUCCCAAGUUCAAACUAUCCCAGGGCUUGGCAAGAAUUUUGCUGUCACAUUUGACGACUUGGCAGACUCUCGUCGUACCUUUACACCUGGUCCUCCACGAUACUUCCUCGGCGAUACGCCUCUGCAGAAGCAGGCUAUUGAGAACUUUGUUAAAUCAGGUAUUGAAUCGGCGGAACCGCGCACAUGGCGGCAACGCUUCGGGGGUCUCUUCGGCCGCAGAGAGGUUCCAGAUGAUCCUACGGCUCUGCCAGAAGUCGAUCCUCGUAAUAUCCCCAAGAGUAGACCUCGAACUGAGUCGUCUGAGGAGUCAGAGGAUGAGUCUUCUGAGAAGGAAAUGCCAGAUGCUGACGACGGCGACGAGGAUGACGACGACAGAGAUAUUGAAAUGGAGGAAGUUGAAGCACAGCUCUACAGUGAGAGCGAAGCUGGUCCAUCCUCAGCAUCACUCUUCACCCGUGCGGAAGCACCUUCACCAAUGGUACCGGCAUUCCCACGCGGGACAAACCCUGGCUUCGAGUCACCUCCAGUGCCUGGGACGUCUGCAGAGGAAGCUAGCGAUGAAGAGGCACCAGCCAUGACCGUGCGAGCAGUCGAGGAGUCGGGGUCUAGACGAUCUCGGCCUUGA
Fusarium sp. VM40 is the source of this 4035-nucleotide messenger RNA. The record is from the annotation of a GenBank genome assembly. Lineage: Eukaryota; Fungi; Ascomycota; Sordariomycetes; Hypocreales; Nectriaceae.